Theobroma umbraticum is the source of this 1049-nucleotide messenger RNA. Its product is annotated as chlorophyll a-b binding protein of LHCII type 1. The record is from RefSeq and is a predicted model, not a curated record. Lineage: Eukaryota; Viridiplantae; Streptophyta; Magnoliopsida; Malvales; Malvaceae. Gene Ontology annotation, cellular component: membrane. Gene Ontology annotation, biological process: photosynthesis, light harvesting.
CCCAACCACCACAUCACUCUCAUCAACCUCCCUUCGACAACAAGUUCCUUCCACUGCUUAUUCAACACUCAAUUGUACAAUGGCAGCUGCAACCAUGGCCCUCUCUUCCCCAUCCUUCGCCGGAAAAGCUGUGAAGCUCUCUCCAUCCGCCCCUGAAAUCCAGGGCAAUGGCCGUGUUUCUAUGAGGAAAACCGGCACCAGGCCUUCCUCUGGAAGUCCAUGGUAUGGCCCAGACAGAGUUUUGUACUUGGGCCCACUCUCUGGUGACCCUCCAUCAUACUUGACUGCGAAGUUCCCCGGUGACUGGUGGGACACUGCUGGGCUCUCUGCUGACCCAGAGACCUUCGCCAGGAACCGUGAGCUCGAAGUCAUCCACUGCAGAUGGGCCAUGUUGGGAGCUCUUGGAUGUGUUUUCCCUGAGCUUCUGGCCAGGAAUGGAGUCAAGUUCGGUGAGGCCGUGUGGUUCAAGGCUGGAUCCCAGAUUUUCAGCGAGGGUGGACUUGACUACUUGGGCAACCCUGGCUUGAUCCACGCUCAAAGCAUCUUGGCCAUCUGGGCCUGCCAAGUUGUCUUGAUGGGAGCUGUGGAGGGUUACCGCAUUGCUGGUGGACCCCUCGGUGAGGUGACUGACCCAUUGUACCCAGGUGGCAGCUUCGACCCAUUGGGUCUUGCUGACGACCCAGAUGCAUUCGCUGAGCUUAAGGUGAAGGAGAUCAAGAACGGCCGAUUGGCGAUGUUCUCAAUGUUCGGAUUCUUCGUCCAGGCCAUCGUCACCGGAAAGGGACCAUUGGAGAAUUUGGCUGACCACCUUGCUGACCCAGUCAACAACAAUGCCUGGGCCUAUGCCACCAACUUUGUCCCUGGAAAGUGAGUGAAAAUCUGCAGCAUGUUAAAAGUGUGAGAAAUGCACCCUCACACUUGAGCGUGAAUUUGAGAGUGGUGUUUUGUGAUGUAGUAGUAAUUAGUAUGGACUAGUAUGGACUGAGAAGAAAGUUUAAACUCUGUGUAAUGCUAGUCUCAGUGAAAUGGAACUUGCAAAUUCUUUUCAA